Acinonyx jubatus (cheetah) is the source of this 1804-nucleotide messenger RNA. RefSeq names its product histidine rich glycoprotein (gene HRG). Gene Ontology annotation, molecular function: serine-type endopeptidase inhibitor activity; cysteine-type endopeptidase inhibitor activity; heparin binding. Bases 12 to 1769 code for a protein of 585 amino acids. Gene Ontology annotation, biological process: negative regulation of fibrinolysis; heme transport; regulation of platelet activation. The record is from RefSeq and is a predicted model, not a curated record. The transcript has 7 exons. Gene Ontology annotation, cellular component: extracellular region; blood microparticle; endolysosome. Lineage: Eukaryota; Metazoa; Chordata; Mammalia; Carnivora; Felidae.
AUUGUGUGUGCAUGUGUGUGUAUCUUCAGAAAGUCUGUAUAAAAUUCUCUGCUGGGACAUACUGUAGCAAGGGAUGGUUUCCACGUUUUAACAAGAUGAGAGCCUUCACCGCAGCCCUGCUUCUCAUCCCCUUCUUCACGCUGCAGAAUUCCUGCGCUCUGCGUCCCACAGACUGCGAUGCUACUGAGCCCUUGGCCAGGAAAGUGUUAGACCUGAUCAAUAAAGGACGGUGGAAAGGCUACCUUUUCCAGUUGCUGCGGGUCGCUGAUGCCCAUUUGGACAAAGUGGAAUCUGCAGCUGUCUAUUAUUUAGUCUUAGAUGUGAAAGAAUCAGACUGCCCAGUCCUAUCCAGGAAACACUGGGAUGACUGUGACCCAGCUCUUUCUAAGCGUGUAUCUGAGAUUGUGAUCGGACAGUGUAAGGUAAUAGCUACAUAUUUGAAUGAAUCUCAGGAUCUUAGACUGAAUGAUUUUAACUGCACCACAAGUUCUGUCUCUUCAGCACUGGCCAAUACCAAAGACAGCCCUGUACUCUUUGACUUCUUUGAGGACACUCAGCCUUAUAGAGACCAAGCCAACAAAGCCUUUGAGAAGUACAAAAGAGAGAAUGGAGAUUUUGCCUUUUUCAGAGUGGACCGAGUGGAGAGAGUUGCCAGAGCGAGAGGAGGGAAAAGAACCAAUUACUACGUGGACUUCUCUGUGAGGAACUGCUCCAGUAGCCUCCAUUUUCCCAGGCACUAUAAUGCCUUUGGAUUCUGCAGAGCAGAUUUGUCCUAUGAUGUAGGAGUCUCAGACUUGGAAACCCCAAAUGACAUUGCCAUAAACUGUGAAGUCUUCAACUUGGAGAAUGGUAGAAACAUCAGUGGCAUACAACAGCAUUUCAGCCAUCCCCUCCACCCUGGGGGGCAUGAGCAUUCUCUUGCCGGCAAGCCUCCAUUUAAGCCUGAUGAAUUUAGAGAUCACCACCAUCCCCACAAGCCACAUGAACUUGGAUGUCUUCCUCCUCUAGAAGACAAAAGUCAAACAGACAGACCACCAUUUCAGGCAGAAGCCCCCCAAGUUUCACCUGUUCCAGAGUUAAAAUGUCAUCAUCCCCAUUUUGGCACCAAUAGGACCCACGGACACCCUCAUAAUCAUAGUUCCAGUAAGCACCAUCCCCAUGGACCCCCUCCUCAUGGGCAUCACCCCCAUGGACACCAUCCCCAUGGACCCCCACCUCAUGGGCAUCACCCCCAUGGACACCGUCCCCAUGGACCCCCACCUCAUGGACAUCACCCCCAUGGACACCAUCCCCACGGACACCAUCCCCACAGACACCCUCCUCAUGGGCAUCACCCCCAUAGACAUCACCCCCAUGGACACCAUCCCCAUGGCCAUGAUUUCCUUGACCAUGGACCUUGUGACCCACCACCGCAUAGUGAGGAUCCCCAAGAUCACCAUCACCACCGUCAUGGCCCACCAUCUAGGCACUCAGAACAAAGAAGUCCAGGUAAGAGACACUUUCACUUCCACUGGAGACAAAUUGGAUAUAUUUACCGACUCUCUCCACUAAAGAAAGGUGAAGUUCUUCCUCUUCCGGAAGCCAAUUUUCCUAGCUUCUCAUUGCCAGACCACAGCAAUGCUCUAAACCCAAAGAUUCAGCCCUUCCCUCAGUCAGCCUCUGAAUCAUGCCCAGGGGUAUUCGAGAGUGAGUUUUCACAAGUCUUGAAGUUUUUUGCAUAUAUGCUUCCAAAAUCUGAUUUCCUCGACGGGGAAAAAUUAAUGUUCUGAAUUAGAACCAUAAAUAAAAAAAAUAUGACCAACAA